Molecule: messenger RNA, 930 nt
Organism: Hibiscus syriacus
Lineage: Eukaryota; Viridiplantae; Streptophyta; Magnoliopsida; Malvales; Malvaceae
Product: ras-related protein RABA1f-like
Exons: 3
Coding region: 76-729 (217 amino acids)
Cellular component (GO): endosome
Molecular function (GO): GTP binding; GTPase activity
Source: RefSeq, a predicted model, not a curated record
GCCAUUUGAUACCAUUUCCUAUAUAUAUGUAUAUAUAUAUAAGUUCCAUAAAGAAAUCGGAACCGGCGAGCCAAUAUGGCGGCUUAUAGAUCGGACGACGACUACGAUCUCUUAUUCAAGGUGGUGUUGAUCGGAGAUUCGGGUGUUGGCAAAUCGAAUUUGUUGUCCAGAUUCACGAAGAACGAGUUUAGCCUUCAAUCAAAAUCCACAAUCGGAGUUGAAUUCGCCACCCGAAGCAUUCGGGUCGAUGAUAAGGUCAUCAAGGCCCAGAUUUGGGACACUGCCGGACAAGAAAGAUACCGGGCAAUCACGAGUGCGUACUAUCGAGGAGCCGUCGGUGCAUUGCUUAUCUAUGAUGUCACUCGGCGUGUCACAUUCGAGAAUGUUGAGAGAUGGUUGAAUGAACUACGGGCUCACACGGAUUCCAGUACCGUGAUUAUGCUUGUUGGUAACAAGGCAGACCUGCGACACUUGCGUGCCGUUUCCUCCGAGGAUGCCACGGCAUUCGCCGAAAGAGAAAACACCUUCUUUAUGGAGACGUCUGCUCUCGAGUCAACGAACGUUGACAAUGCAUUCACCGAGGUGCUAACUCAAAUAUUCCGGGUUGUCAGCCGAAAAGCACUCGAAGCAGGCGAUGAUCAUGCAGCAUUGCCUAGGGGACAAAGCAUCAAUGUUGGAGGGAAGGAUGAUGUUUCCGCCCUCAAGAACACUGGCUGCUGUUCCGCUUAGCCGUCGGGUGAUUUCGGUGUCCUAGUUUCCUCCAUUUUUAAUCUAUUCAAUCACAAGACUUUCCUCAUUGUUUUAGGAUCCUUAAGCUUCCCUGAGAUUCGAGUUUCUCAUGGUUCUUUUAGGGCAUAUUUCUUCCUGAUGUACUGUUCCAUUUCUUAGUUCCUAUAGCUUUAGUUGAUUGAUUAGAAUACAUAGUCCUUU